GAGGCGGCCGAAGGCUGGAGCCGAGAGGAGGAGGCCGGCGUCGAGCCGGCCGGGCCGGGGGGCGGGGAGAUGGCGGCCUCCGAGGGUGGGGCGCCGGCUGCUCCUGCGAUCUGGAGGCGGGGAAAGAGGCGGGGAAACCGGGAGGGAGCGAAGGGGAAAGAAAAGCUGCGGGAGGGCAGCAGUGGAAAGGACCCUGGCGAGCGCCGGGGGGAGCGGCGGCUGCGAGACUGGCUGCCGGGCAGGCACAGGGACCGGUACCUGGAGAAGUACUGGGAGGGCGCCCAGGAGCGCUACUGGGAGAGGGUGGUGAAGCGCAGGGCCAAGCUCUCGGAGCAGGUCGGGGAGGACCGGGUCGUGGGGAAGUACCCACUGGAGAAGAAGCCCCGCUGUCUGAGGCGCCUAGGGACAGUGGAGACCGAGGAGGAGGAGGAGGCCUGCAGAAGGAAGACCAGCCACUUAGAAGUCCAGCAGCCUCAACUCUGGCGGCCCACGGUCAGAUUCAGUAUCUGCCCCACAUCUCCACGCGCGUCUCAGCAGCUCCUCCCCUGCUGUCUCUCAAGCAGCACUGCCAUUAAAGAGCUGGCGACGAUGGGCGACCCGGAUCUCCUCGAAGUGUUGGCGGAGGAAGGGAAAAUAGCCAACAAAGACAUAGACUACUCUUUCCAAAUGAGUGAGCAGAGCCUGAGCAGCAGAGAGACCAGCUUUCUCAUCAACGAAGAAACAAUGCCUGCAAAGCGAUACAAUUUGUUCCUGAGGCGACGGCUUAUGUUUCAAAAAAAUCAGCAAAGCAAAGAUUCUAUCUUCUUCCGAGAUGGGAUUAGGCAAAUUGACUUUGUGCUUUCCUAUGUUGAUGACAUAAAGAAAGAUUCAGAGUUAAAGGCGGAAAGAAGAAAAGAGUUUGAAAAUAAUCUCAGAAAAACAGGUCUUGAGUUGGAAAUUGAAGACAAAAGGGAUUCUGAAGAUGGAAGAACUUACUUUGUCAAGAUCCAUGCCCCUUGGGAGGUAUUAGUUACCUAUGCUGAAGUCUUGGGAAUCAAAAUGCCUAUUAAGGAGAGUGAUAUUCCACGCCCUAAGCACACUCCUAUAAGCUAUGUGCUUGGACCUGUAAGACUCCCACAGAAUGUGAAGUAUCCCCAUCCUGAAUAUUUUACUGCCCAAUUCAGCAGACAUCGGCAGGAGCUGUUCCUCAUUGAAGAUCAGGCAACCUUCUUUCCAUCCUCAUCAAGAAACAGAAUUGUGUACUAUAUUCUCUCAAGAUGUCCUUUCGGCAUAGAAGAUGGGAAGAAAAGGUUUGGGAUUGAAAGGCUGCUAACAUCUAACACUUACUCAUCAGCCUAUCCACUCCACGAUGGCCAGUAUUGGAAGCCUUCAGAACCUCCCAAUCCUACCAAUGAAAGAUACAUACUUCACAAGAAUUGGGCUCGAUUUUCCUAUUUCUACAAGGAGCAGCCUUUAGAUUUGAUUAAGAAUUAUUAUGGAGAAAAAAUUGGUAUCUAUUUUGUCUUUCUUGGAUAUUACACAGAAAUGCUAUUCUUUGCAGCUGUAGUUGGAUUAGCUUGUUUUAUUUAUGGUUUAUUAUCGAUGGACCAUAAUACAUCCAGCACUGAAAUCUGUGACCCUGAGAUUGGUGGUCAGAUGAUCAUGUGCCCACUCUGCGAUCAAGUGUGUGAUUAUUGGAGAUUAAAUAGUACGUGUUUAGCCUCGAAAUUCUCCCAUUUGUUUGAUAAUGAGUCAACAGUGUUCUUUGCAAUAUUCAUGGGAAUUUGGGUCACCUUAUUUUUGGAGUUUUGGAAACAACGACAAGCCAGACUGGAAUAUGAGUGGGACCUGGUGGACUUUGAGGAGGAACAGCAGCAGCUUCAGCUGAGACCGGAAUUUGAAGCUAUGUGUAAACACAGGAAAUUGAAUGCAGUGACUAAGGAGAUGGAACCUUACAUGCCUCUAUACACACGUAUUCCAUGGUACUUUUUUUCAGGAGCCACAGUGACAUUAUGGAUGUCUCUUGUCAUCGCCAGCAUGGUAGCUGUAAUCGUGUACCGCCUGUCAGUCUUUGCCACAUUUGCUAGUUUCAUGGAAAGUGAUGCAUCCUUAAAGCAGGUCAAAAGCGUCCUUACUCCUCAGAUAGCUACAUCACUCACAGGAUCAUGCUUGAACUUUAUAGUCAUCUUGAUCUUGAAUUUCUUUUAUGAAAGAAUAUCUGCCUGGAUUACAAAAAUGGAAAUUCCUCGAACCUACCAGGAGUAUGAGAGCAGUCUAACCUUGAAAAUGUUCCUGUUUCAGUUUGUAAAUUUUUACUCAGCCUGCUUCUACGUAGCUUUCUUUAAAGGAAAGUUCGUAGGCUAUCCUGGAGGAUACACAUAUUUAUUUAAUGAGUGGAGAGGUGAAGAGUGUGAUCCUGGAGGCUGUCUUAUAGAAUUGACAACCCAGUUGACCAUUAUAAUGACUGGGAAACAGAUUUUUGGAAACAUUAAAGAAGCCAUUUAUCCCUUGGCUUUGAAUUGGUGGAGACGCCGAAAAGCUCGGACAAACUCUGAGAAAUUGUAUAGUCGAUGGGAGCAGGAUCAUGACCUUGAAAGUUUUGGACCCCUUGGGCUUUUUUAUGAGUACUUAGAAACAGUUAUUCAAUUUGGAUUUGUUACACUAUUUGUGGCCUCUUUCCCUUUGGCUCCUCUUCUUGCUCUCAUAAAUAAUAUUGUAGAGAUUCGAGUGGAUGCCUGGAAACUUACCACUCAAUACAGGAGAACUGUAGCUUCUAAAGCUCAUAGCAUAGGUGUUUGGCAAGACAUUCUUUAUGGAAUGGCUGUCCUUUCCGUUGCAACUAAUGCUUUUAUUGUUGCAUUUACGUCUGACAUCAUUCCUCGUUUAGUUUACUAUUAUGCUUACUCAACAAAUACCACGCAGCCUAUGAGAGGAUAUGUCAAUAACAGCCUGUCGGUAUUCCUGAUAGCUGAUUUUCCAAACCACACUGCACCUUCGGGAAAACGAGACUUCAUCACUUGCAGGUACAGAGAUUACAGGCAUCCCCCUGAUGAUGAGAAUAAAUAUUUUCACAAUAUGCAAUUCUGGCAUGUCCUUGCUGCCAAGAUGACCUUCAUCAUUGUUAUGGAACAUGUUGUGUUUUUAGUUAAAUUUUUGCUGGCCUGGAUGAUACCUGAUGUUCCAAAACAUGUUGUGGAGAGAAUCAAGCGAGAAAAGUUAAUGACUAUCAAGAUUCUCCAUGACUUUGAGCUCAACAAAUUAAAGGAGAACUUGGGAAUUAAUUCUGAUGAACUUGCCAAGCAUGUCAUGAUUGAGGAAAACAAAGCACAGCUGGCUAAAUCAACAGUCUACUCAUCAUAAUGAGGAAGCAGCAGGUGGCCUGCCUUACUUCUUUUUCCUCUGGGUUUAGGGCCAGAGGCUAUAAGCCAUAUGUCAAUUUUAUCCUUUUUUUUUUUUUUGAACUCAAUGUUUUUAUACACUUCUGUAGAGGCCAACUUUGUGAUGCUGGGAGUAUACUACUCUGCUUCGUUGAUUGGGCCCUCUGCAGACGUUGUUGUCUGAGGUGCUGUAAAUGACUGUUGAAAGUGCAGGUAGAAUCAGAAUACUGGGAAAUCAUGGAGUCUUGCAGUUUAGAAAGAAACACUGACCUUGCACUGUCCCAUCAUUUUUCAGUGCAUCUAUGUAUUUUUAUGAUCUUCUCUUGGGUUAUUUGAUACCUCUUUCCCCAUUGAGGAAAAUGUUGGGGCAAAACAAAAGGAAUCAAAGAGGCUGACUGAGCCUUAUAUAAACUAUCAUUCUGAAAUAUGAAAAUGCAUUGCCAAAAUCAGAUCACAUAAGAAAACUCACACAUUAAAGCAUUAACAUUAUCAUAGCAGAGGUUUAUUCCUGAAAUUGUCCUGAACGCAUUCAACUACCAUCAGAAUCCCAGAUAGUUCUUUCUGGUAAAUGCAGAAUUCAUUUUCUGGAGACUGAAAUUUUGGAUUUCAACAAAAAACUAACAAUUCGAUUCUUAGAGAUAAACAUUUGGUAAUAAUAGUUUCAAGACUGAUCUUAUCUGGAAAACAACAUUAUGAAGCUGUUAGAUUGCUUCAGGUUCUCAAGUAAAGAUAUAAUAGAAAAAUAAGAGUGUUUUCUUAAUAGUUAAUGGAUUCAAGACAAUGUAUAUUGAUUAAUUUGUUAAUUUUAAUCUAGAAAAUUGUUAAAUUAUUCCUCAAAAAUUACUUUCCUCUACAAUGCCAAUUUUGCAUCAUGGAGCUUUUUUGUAUAAGUUAGGUACAUGUUGUUUAUGAUAAAUUUUUUUGCUUUAAAAUAUCGCAAAUCUUUAAUAAGUUUUCAAGCUUUUAUAUUUAUGUGCCAUCUUAUAUGAUGCUCAGUGCCUUGUUCCAAUACCUCUGACACACAAGAAGUCAUGUUGUUAGCUAGUGAUUUGGUGUAAUGUAACAUCGUAAAUGUAAGCUUGUCUUAAAGAAAUUGUCAGUGUAACAACAACUACAGACUUGAACACUAAAAGAGAAUCAACCAACUAAGAAUGACAUCAUGGACUUAAUAAUCUAAGGGGGAAAGAAAUGUUUGCUGUAUUAUUUCUCUCAAAUUUAGGCCUGUGUUACAUGCAUAAAAUCCUUGUUCUUUUUUCACUUAAAAAUAUUAAAUAUGUAUAAAUUGGUGUAUCUGCACACACACAUAUCUAUAUAUAAAAUUAUUAGCACCAGAGCAAUACAGUCCAGUUAUGUAGUGUUUGAAAAUCUGGUUUCAAAUUAUAAUUCAACUCCAAAAGAAUAUUACUUUUUAAUCACACACAUAAGAAAUUUUAUCACAAGAUUUAAAAGUAAUAUUUUGUUAUUUAAUACUAGUAAAUUGUUGUGGUACUGCCAGUAUUAAACAUAUGGCAGAUGGUAUUAACUGCUGAUCAGUAGUAAGCAUUUAGAACUGAGGAUUAUGGAUUUGCUAAACUAUGAGACAGUCACCCCAGUUUGGGCUGGGACCAAUCCCCAGUACUGAUUUGUUAUCCACUGGGUAGACUUUAUAAACAUUCUUGAGUAAUUUGAAAUGAUCUCAUUAUUGAAAGAUGAUUUCAUAUGUAGAGGAGAUAUUUCUUUCUUGAAAAAGCCAGUCAGGGUUACCAUGAUGUGUGCCACAGAUGCAGGAUCUUCAGCUUGCCAGAUUAAAUUCUGCAUUGCUACAGUAUACAUUGCACACAGCUCAUAUUGCUUCCUUCCUGGGUGCUGAUAAUAAGAAAGAGCAUGGAAAUUGGUUUCUUUUAUAUAAGCUUUAAUUUUUUAAGGCUUAAAAGUAUUCAUAGAGCUACUAGACUGUAUGAUAAAUAAGGACAAAUUUAAUUCACAAAGUUAUCUGUACACUGCAAUUUUAAAAUAUAUCAACUAAAGUAUUGGGUUUCUGGAAGUGUAUGCAGAAAACAGCAAGGGAAGAAAUUGCUUUUAAGAUAAGAAAAUAAUUCCCAUGAUUGAUGGAUAUUUUCCUUUUAAAAUGUUAUUGACUGAUAUUUUGUAUUCACCUUUUAAUUUCUUACCAAGACAUUUCUCUUUGUGUUGCAGAUUUAAAAAUAAAAUACAGGUAUUCCUCACUUUUAUGAAAGUGUGCUAACUGAAAUCAGGAGCCAAACCAAUUCAGAUAGAUUUGCCUUAUCUAAUUAAACCUAUAGGUUUUGGUGGGAGGGCUGCAUUAAAAGCACCCUACCACCAUAUGUGAGUUGAUAAUUGCCAGCAUGGUAGAUGAUUUUAUCCGCUGAUCAAACCCAUAGUUUCGUUUUGUUUUCAGAAUGUUCCAGGGAACAUUUGAGAUUUUAUGUGAAAUAAAAUUUUAAGUGCUGAAGCCAAAAAAAAAUACUUAACACUUUUCAAAUGCUCGCUUUCAUCCUUACCUUCAUCAAUUUUUCUUUGCACACAGGAAGCAAAAUCUACUUCAAAACAUUUACUUUAGAGGAAUCCAUUAAGAAGGGAGUGUUUUACUUAAAUGAAAUGCUGUCUUAUUUUUGCUGUGUCUUUUGACACGUUCUUGGCUUUGAUGUUCUUCUUUUAACCAAGUCAUUAUGCAGGUUAUCAAAGAAGAGGAGAAAGAUGAGGACAGAGGAAGGUGAUGGGAGAUGAGAAAGAGGAGGAGGGAGAAAAGAGUUAUUUCCUUAUGAAUCCUGUGUGUGUUUCUUUGGAAGAAAUAGCUGUUCCGAGGGAACUUGGUCCAGCUGUGGUUGCUAAGAGUUACAGCUCUUAACAAAGGCACCAAAAAAAAUGAAAGUGAGAGAAAAGCUAAAGAAAUUUCAAUGUGACAACUAUUAUGUAUCAAAAUAAAACUUAUAUUUCAAAGUGAUUUUGUAGUGUAGCUACUGAUAGUAGCUGUGGAUCUCUGUUGAUUGAGUCCAGCUGAAGGUUAGAAACCUGCAUCAAUCAUUCAAAAAGGGGAUCUAUUGUUUUGAAAGAAGCUCUCUCAUAUGUCUUUUAAAGUGUUAAUAGUUGUUAUGUAACUAAAGAAUUUUAUGAAGAAAAAUAGUAUUGCAAAAAGUACAAUUGUCCAGGCUUACAAGUCAGCCACAAUGAAUCAAUAUUCUUUUUCUAGACAAAUUUUGACUCUUCUACUUUAUGUAUAAUAAUUCCAGUAUUCUAUUUAUUUUAGCAUUAUGUAAAAAAUAAUGAGAAUGUUAAAAAAAUAGUGUGGUUUAAGUGGUGGGAGAUACCUCAAAGGUUUCUCCAUCCCCCUCAAAGGUUUGACUAUGUAUAUCUCUCCUAUGUGUGAGAUUAUGUGCCCUGGUGUUAACCCAGAAAAUAAGUGCUCCCGUUUUACGUUUUUUUCUUCCAAGUUUUUUCCCCAGGAAGGAAGGUUAUGCAGGUAUGCAGGAAAAGCUGUCUUAAGUAAUCAUAAAUCUCAAGAGAAUCAAAUUCACACAGUGAACAAAGUAAUACUUAAACUGCAUUUUGACAUAAACUUAAUUUAUUCUUCCAGUAAAAUGUUGAUUUUUUUUUAGUUUGAGUACUCAUUUUUAAGUCAUAUUUUUUAUGUAGAAACAUUAAAAUGUAUAUACAUAUAACAUGUUUAGCUCAUGAAAUUACAUAUUUUUGCACAUUCAGAUGUUUACAUAUUAAAGAUGCAAAUUCCUUUAAGUAAGAAGCUGAAUAAUUCAGAAAAAUUUGAGAAUGUGGUAGUUUUUAUUGUUUUGUCUCUUUAUUUUUUUCUACUUUGGAAGAUAAGGCUGAACAGAAAGGUCCCCAGAAAGAAAAAUGGCAUGUUGAAAUGUAAAUGUUACAGGUAGUUAGAUGGGCAAUGAGAGGAGCAGGAGAGGGCUCCCCACACACUCAUUAGGAAUGUCACAUAACAGUUCCACGAUUAUCACACUGCCUCUCUAAAAAUGAUAAUUCUGCAGCCAGGGAGAGGCAAUCUCCUGAUGGUCCACACCUGUUAACAUUAAAAGUGUUACCUGAAUGCAGGCCCCAAGGAGAAGCAACUUCCUGGACAUGCAUGUUAAAAGACAAAAAAAUGGUGAAGUAUACUUUGAGCACACUACACCUGAAAAGAAAGAAAGCCUCAGAUGGGCGUGUGUAUAACUCCUUAAAUACACUGCACAUGCUUAAUUCCAAAGGAUAAGGAGAGCACUGUGGAUGCAGAAAGCCCACCCUAAGGGACAGGUUAUGGGAAAGAGGCAAACAGUCCCAGCAUCGUGGUUAAAUUCCUCUUUUUCUCUUUGGACUUUCAGGUGCCCGCUUAGGUCUCCUCCCAGUGAAUUUUUCUUUCUUUUCUUUUUCUUUUUUUUUUUUUCUGUUCUAAAGCCUUUUAUAAUAAAAUACCACUACUGCUCUGAAGGGCGUUGGUCUCUUUUUCUGCUUUAUGCCCCUCAAUUGAAUUAUUUUUCUGAGGAGGCAAGGACUGAAGUUGCUGUAGACCCAUAUGAAUUCACCUCUGGUAAUUCAGGGUAACUUGAAUGUCUGCCACCAAUAACACAAAUAGUGCCCACAUUUUUUUUUCUAGUUCCUUUAUUUUCAAAAAAAAGUCUACAACUCUGUUCAUCAGAAUUAUCUGAGCUGCUUGUUAGAAAUGCAUAUACCUAGGUCUUAUCUAGAUCGCUAGAAACAGAGUCUUUGGGAAAGAUGCUUUUAAAAACCUCCAAGCAUGCUUUUGGGAAUGUAGGUGGGGGAGCAAUAACACUGAUGAGAAUUUUAUAAGAUGGCAAAUUCCCUAGCCCAAAGUAUUUCUAUAAUGAUUUUCAAACAUUAAUUUAUUGCUCCAUCCAAUUAAAGAAGUAUCUCAAGGCAUGUAGUCAGUGUUUCCAAAUUUGUAGAACUGUUCCAAUUCUAUUGUAUGUGGAAGUAGUUGAAAUCUGCUAGCCUAAGAGCUCUAGCCCUUUAGUUUCUACUUGUUAAAAAAAAAGAAAGUAGUAAAUUAAAUGUAUUUGUUUCUACCAAUAUAUAUUCAAGAAAAAAAAAGUGUGGGCUGGUCAGAAAUUAUGGUGAAUACAUCACAUUGUAAGUAAUAGAACCAAUAGUUUAACAGACAAGAUUUAAUCAAGAAAGCCAAGCUGUUAGGAAUAUUAUGGAAUAAAGGAUUGUUUAUAGAAUAUAGGCCUUUUGAAAUUGUGAAAGAAACUGGAAAGUAAUGGUCUGAAAGAAAGAUUUGGAGAGUAAUAUGAUUUGGCUCUGUCCCCACCCAAAUCUCAUCUUGAAUUGUAGCUCCCAUAAUCCCCAUGUGUCCCAGGAGGGACCCAGUGGGAGGUAAUUGAAUCAUGGGGCUAGGUUUUUCCCAUGCUGCUCUUGUGGCAAUGAAUAGGUCUCAGGUGAUCUAAUGGUUUUAUAAAGGGCAGUUUCCUUACACACACUCUUUUGCCUGCUGCCAUGUAAGAUGUGCCUUUGCUCCUCCUUCACCUUCCACCAUGAUUGUGAGGCCUCCCCAGCCAUGUGGAACUGUGAGCCCAUUAAACUUUUUUUUUUUU
Molecule: messenger RNA, 8908 nt
Organism: Callithrix jacchus (white-tufted-ear marmoset)
Lineage: Eukaryota; Metazoa; Chordata; Mammalia; Primates; Cebidae
Gene: ANO5
Product: anoctamin 5
Biological process (GO): chloride transmembrane transport
Cellular component (GO): plasma membrane
Molecular function (GO): protein dimerization activity; chloride channel activity
Source: RefSeq, a predicted model, not a curated record